This is a messenger RNA of Glycine soja, 2092 nucleotides long. Its product is annotated as transcription factor bHLH112-like. Lineage: Eukaryota; Viridiplantae; Streptophyta; Magnoliopsida; Fabales; Fabaceae. Gene Ontology annotation, cellular component: nucleus. The transcript is spliced from 7 exons. The record is from RefSeq and is a predicted model, not a curated record. The coding region runs from base 208 to 1590 and encodes 460 amino acids. Gene Ontology annotation, biological process: regulation of transcription by RNA polymerase II. Gene Ontology annotation, molecular function: RNA polymerase II cis-regulatory region sequence-specific DNA binding; DNA-binding transcription factor activity, RNA polymerase II-specific; protein dimerization activity.
AAAUCCCCCUAGCCGUACCCUUUCCAACCGUUCCAUAUAUAAAAUGUCUCAAACCCCCUAACUUUCUUACAUCCCCAAUAAACUUAUAAGUGCGGAACUGUGUUAGAAGAAGAAGAGCUCAAAGAUACUAACAAAUCAGCAAAUUCAGAAGGAAACACAGAUUCUGCAGAUAAAACAUAUAGCUAGCAUCAAUAAGUCUUGCUUGCCAUGGCUGAGGAGUUUCAAGCUGCUAUUUGUGGUGAAAGUUGGUGGAAUAUUAUUAAUCCAACAAGAAGUGUGUUUCCUCUUAUGCCAUCAACUUGUUCUGUGGCAGCAGCUGAUGCAGGAAACUACAGCACUUGGCAAAGUACUACUGAUUUCGUGGAUUUGAAGGGAACAAGGUCUUGUGCUGAGGAGACUGAUAUUAACUUGGUUUCUUCUGAUACUUCUCUGAGUUUUCUUGAUGCCGAGAAGCCACACCAGAGCGGAACUGGUAGCAUCUUGAUCGAUUCCACCUUACAAAUGAUGGGUUUUGGCAUGUCAUCUUCAACUUCACCGAAUUGGAGUCAAUCUUUAUUAGGGAGCAGUUUUGAUUCUGUGCUUCAAGAAGAAACAGGCAUAGGUGGUGGUGGUUCUUCCAAUGAUUCACAAAUCCAAAAGGAUUGGAGUCCAAAGAAUUUCUCAUCUGAUGGUGGCAGCGAGCAAGUUUCCACCGUUGAUGCUUUCAAGCCAAUGAACCAAGAAUUUUCCUUGGAUCAGCAGAGUCUGAAUUCUGUUGUUACAAGCACUGAUGGAUCAUUAUCUGGUGGUAAUUUCCCAGUUGUUUCAGCCUCCUACGGUUACCCUUCAACAUUGAUACAAAGCUUAUAUGAGCAUCAACCACAACCACAGAAUUCACUUUUCACCAACCCCUCCAUGUCCUAUGGGACAUGUUCCAAUGAACUGUCACCAACUUGGUCCAAAGUCUCUUCCUUUCUCAAACCCUCAAUGCCAAAGCAACAGCUCCGUGGAUUGCACUUUUCCAACAACACUACUCCUUUCUGGAAUUCUUCAGCCGAAGCGCUUAAUGACAUAAGAGCAGGUGUUUUUGCUUCAUCACAGGCCCAAUAUCAAACUCCAAAAUUUGAAGAGAAACCCAACUGCCCCCAUACUCUAUUAAAGAAGCUCAAGAGAGAAGAAUCACCAGACGCAGCGAAGAAAAAUUCUCCUGAGCCUGCCGCAUUCAAGAGGCAAAGAAUUGAGACUCCAUCUCCAUUACCAACUUUUAAGGUUAGGAAAGAAAAGCUGGGGGACCGCAUCACUGCUCUUCAGCAAUUGGUUUCACCUUUCGGAAAGACGGACACGGCAUCCGUUCUUCACGAAGCCAUCGAGUACAUCAAGUUCCUUCAUGACCAAGUCAGUGUAUUGAGGACUCCAUAUAUGAAAAACAAUGGAGCUCCCAUUCAACACCAGCAGGAUUGUGAUAAUCUGAAGGACUCAGAAGGGCCAAAGCAAGAUUUGAGAAGCCGAGGGCUGUGUUUGGUGCCGGUUUCAAGCACAUUCCCGGUCGCUAAUGAGACCAUUGUUGACUUCUGGACGCCUACAUUUGGAGGCGCACUCAUUGGCAAGUAGAGACAAGUGGAGAACUCGUGACCAUAAUAACUAUAUAUUUAUAUAUAUAUAUGUGUAAACUAAAAGGAAGAAGAAGAAGAAGGCACGAUUGGCAAAGAGAAAAUUAAAUUAAAGCUGAAGAGAACAAAAGAGAAAAAAAGAAAGAAAGAAAAGGAAGAGACUCUUCAAAGAGAACACGUAAAGCAGAAUGAUGUACGCUAGUAAAUGAUUAGUGACUUCUUGAAGAGAAUAUAAUAGAUUAGCUUUAGGACCCUUUAAGAUUAAUAGUGUUUUAAAUAUUAACGUCGAUGAGUGGCAGGAACAAGUGCUAAAUUCAGAGGCAUUUGACAUAUUAGAUUAUAGACUUUUUGUUGCUGUUGUUGUUAGAGAGUCAGUAAUAUAUGCCUGAAUUUAGCAGAUGGGGCUAGCUAGCUAAAACGCCUUUUGUUCCUGCUAUAAUCGAUGUAUUAUUGUAUUAUAUAUUUUGAAUCAUUAAAGAGGUUUUACACCAACUUUAAUUUUA